Messenger RNA from Rhopalosiphum maidis (corn leaf aphid), 994 nucleotides. RefSeq names its product ras-related protein Rab-14 (gene Rab14). NCBI's taxonomy places the organism in Eukaryota, Metazoa, Arthropoda, Insecta, Hemiptera, Aphididae. The record is from RefSeq and is a predicted model, not a curated record. The transcript has 7 exons. Gene Ontology annotation, molecular function: GTPase activity; GTP binding. Gene Ontology annotation, cellular component: Golgi apparatus. Bases 361 to 993 code for a protein of 210 amino acids.
UCGUACGGGUGUACGACUUACUACGCCGCCGUUCUUAUCAAGUAAUCCCGAUUCCGAUACAAUAUUCGCAACUGCUGCAGUGAGCAUUGCUGCUGCGUCGUUUCCACCGUACGUAUUGUAGUUACAUCACAUAAUAAUAUCACGAUAUAUAACGUCGGGAAUCAAAAUAACAAAAAAUAUCAGCCGACCGAGGCGUGUGAUAGCGUAGCCGCAUACGGGAAAUAGAAGUGCGUGGCCGAGAAUUCGACGACGACGACAACAACAACAACAACAACAACAAUCGACAUAUAAUAAUAAUAUAAUAAAUAUAUCAUAAAAGUACGGAUACCGUAGAACUCGAAAAGCGUUGUCGCGUCCAAGAUGUCUUCUUCACAGUAUUCAUAUAUAUUCAAGUAUAUCAUAGUCGGAGACAUGGGUGUCGGUAAAUCGUGUUUACUGCACCAGUUCACCGAACAAAAGUUCACUGCCGAUUGCCCGCACACAAUUGGUGUAGAAUUCGGAACAAGAAUCAUUGAAGUGUCUGGAAAAAAAAUUAAGCUUCAAAUCUGGGACACGGCUGGACAAGAACGUUUCCGAGCAGUGACGAGAUCGUACUAUCGUGGAGCAGCUGGCGCAUUGAUGGUAUACGACAUAACCAGACGUUCUUCUUAUAACCAUUUGAGUAGUUGGUUAUCUGAUACUCGCAAUCUUACAAAUCCAGGAACUGUGAUUUAUUUGAUUGGGAACAAGUUGGAUAUGGAAAGUAAUCGAGAUGUGUCCUAUGAAGAAGCUAAGCAAUUUGCUGAUGAAAAUGGAUUAAUGUUUUUAGAAGCAAGUGCCAAAACUGGAGAGUAUGUUGAAGAUGCUUUCCUUAAAACUGCUCAGAUAAUUUAUGAAUGCAUUCAAGAUGGAAGACUUGAUUUAAAUGCUGCUGAUUCUGGAGUGCAGCAGAAAAUCCUUCAGUGUGAAACCAAUACAAACGUGGAAAAAGAUAAAUCUUGUAUGCAAUGUUAAG